Molecule: messenger RNA, 1391 nt
Organism: Eutrema salsugineum
Lineage: Eukaryota; Viridiplantae; Streptophyta; Magnoliopsida; Brassicales; Brassicaceae
Product: BAHD acyltransferase At3g29680
Exons: 1
Coding region: 27-1391 (454 amino acids)
Source: RefSeq, a predicted model, not a curated record
GCUAAGAGUACUUACAUCCUCCAUCGAUGGCUCUAAACGUUACCAAGAUCUCUCAAAUCAGCCCCUUGUCGGAUUCAUCCCGCGAAUAUCCAUUCAUUCUCCCACUCACUUUCUUUGACCUAAGGUGGCUAAGUUUCCAUCCCACACAACAAGUCAUCUUCUACAAACUCUCUGAGUCAUCUCGCGAGUCUUUCUACUCUGUUAUCCUCCCAAAACUUGAGCAAUCUCUAUCCGUCAUCCUCCACUACUAUCUCCCUCUCGCUGGUCACCUCAAAUGGUACCCUCAAGAUCUUAAACCGUGCAUCGUCGUCCUUCCGCACGACACUGUCUCGCUGAUCGUGGCGGAAAGCAGCGAUGCAAAUUUCUCAAUUGUUUCAAGCAAGGGGUUACGUCCUGCGAAGGAGCUACGUCCUCUUGUGCCGGAGUUACCGGUUUCUGGUGACUCACCAACGUUACUUUCUCUACAAGUAACAUUGUUUCCAAACCAAGGGUUUAGUAUUGGCAUUGUAUCCCAUCAUGUCUUUAUGGACGGCAUAACAGCUCAAAUGUUUACUAAAUCAUGGGCUCACAUCUGCAAACACGGAACAACGGCCUUACCAGAGGAUUUAACUCCGUUUUUAGAUCGUACUGUCAUUAAUGUUCCGGUCGGGUUGGAAACGAAGAUGCUGGAGUUUCUACCAUACCUUUCAGAGGACAAAGACAAUGCAAGAACCCUGAAGCUACCUCUCACGGAGGAGACCGAUGCAGACGUUUAUCGGAUCACACUUGAGCUGACUUUAGAGAAUGUCGUGAAACUUAAGGAACGAGCCAAGAACGAGACAAAUCGUCCUCACCUUGAGCUUCACCUUUCAACCUUUGUCGUCGUGAACGCCUAUCUCUGGACCUGCUUGGUGAAAGCGCGUGGAGUUGAUGUGGACAGACCGGUGGCUUAUGAAUACGCAGCUGAUUUCAGAAACCGGUUAGGCCCAUUGGUUCCUAGGACGUACUCAGGGGCCUGCGUGUUUCCGAUUAGUUGCUUAGGAUACAAAGCGAAGUCAUUUCUGGGAGAAGAUGGUUUCAUCAAUGCGGUUGAAAUCCUCAGCGAUUCGGUUAAAGGUUUGGGAUCACAAGGGAUUGAGGUAAUCUUUGAUUUGUGUGUUGAAAGAGUGAAGAACAUAGAACAGGGUACACAAGUUUGGGCCGUUUCUGGGUCAAACCGUUUUUCGGUUUAUGAGUCCGAUUUCGGGUGGGGAAGACCGGUUAACAGUGAGACUGUGUCCACUGACCAGUGUCAGCUUCUUUCGAUGUCGGAGAUGAGGGAUCAGACUGGUGGUGUGGAGAUUGGUCUGUGUUUGAAGAAAAGUGAGAUGGAUGUUUUUAUUUCUCUGUUCAAAAAUAGAUUUGAAAACUAA